This is a messenger RNA of Zea mays, 4510 nucleotides long. RefSeq lists its product as uncharacterized. The coding region runs from base 3175 to 4206 and encodes 343 amino acids. The transcript has 3 exons. The record is from RefSeq and is a predicted model, not a curated record. NCBI's taxonomy places the organism in Eukaryota, Viridiplantae, Streptophyta, Magnoliopsida, Poales, Poaceae. Gene Ontology annotation, molecular function: sulfotransferase activity.
AAAUCCCUCCCCCUUUCCCAUCAGAUUUAUCCGCUCCGCAUACUGUGUGGACUGUGCCUUAUUAUAUUCUGAAAACUGUCGCUGCUAGUUGGGGUUGGUGUUUAUUCCAUGACUGGUUUUCAUGUGCAUGGAUGGAUGCACUUGCCGGUGGCUAGGCAUCUUUCCUGUAUAUGAAUUGGAUCAUCUUUAACGUAUUUGUGGUUCAAGUUUUUUUCAUAAAUGUUUUCUUAGUUGGAUCUGUUAGUGUCCACAUGUUAUGUUGUAUCUGAAAAACUUCACCAGAUAGCUUGUUGACAAAGAUGGAUCCUUGUAUCACAUUCUUUUAGAAUGAUGCUAUAUGUAGGUGUUUGAAUGAACUAGAGCUAAUAGUUAACUAUUAAAAUUAGUUGAAAACAUUCAAAUAAUUUAACUAAUAGUUUAGCUAUUAGCUACUUUUAGCAAAUUAGCUAAUCCUUAGCUAGCUAUUUGUUAGCUAGCUAAUUACACUAGUAAUUUUUUGCCAACUAAGGCCCGUUUGGUUUGGUUUGGUUUGCGGUGACUAAACUUUAAUCAUUUUUAGUCCAUAAAGAAGCAAAUAUGGUGACUAUUGUGGGGUAACUAAACUUAAAUUCUUUAGUCACCAAGAGAGUGACUAAAAGGGACUAAAGUAGGAUUUUUACCUCAUUUGCCCUCUCCUCUUUCUUAGUGCAGCAGGCAUCACUAAUUAAUAAGAGUAAUGCAGUCAUUAUUCACGUCAAUUAAUGUUUUUAGUCAGGUUUAGUCACUGAAACCAAACAGAGUACUUUAGUGACUAAACUUUAGCCACCAAAGUUUAGUCAGGUGAAUAUAGGAACCAAAUAUGUUCUAACUAUUAGUUCUAGUUUAUUUAAACAGCACUGAGUAUCCAUCUCACGUGAACUUUGCUGCCCGGAGGAAACUGAUGCAUUGUCUACCAAACGUAGAGACUAGUAGAGAAAUAAGUAACAAUAGUCACAACUAAAGGGUACGGCUGGUUUUUUUUCAGUUGGGUGGAAGAUAUGUAUAACAAUAGCUAUAGGUAUGGGAAAUAGAAUAGAAUCAAAUUAAGCAGUGGCAAAAGAACAAAUUUAGGAUUUUUUUACUUUAUUCUUUUUUUUGGUACUGCCAAUUCACUUUAUUCUUUCUUCAUUUGACGUUGAGUUAUGCCAAUUAGGAUUUGUUUUAGCCGAAUGGACAGGUGCUCUGCUGCUUCAUCAAGUAAUAUUUACAGGAGGCUAAAGCAAUAUUUACAGGAGGUUAACAAUUAGGGUUUUGGUUGUGGCAACUGACAAGUAAGCAACAAAAAUUGCAGCCGGGCUCUAUUCAUCUUACUUGAAAAUGGAUUCAGAUUAGUAGCUCGCAUGUAAGACUUUUAUGCCUUAUGCCAAACUGCUCGGACAGAUUAAGAAAUCUAGCUCAGAAUAACCUGUGCCAUAACUUCUCGCUACUAUUUUCAGUUGAGUUGGUUAGCCGCCUUGAAGAGUUGGUAAGUGGAGUUGGCCACCUUCCGGAGCAUCGCCCGAGAUGCUAUCGGGCGAGUCGGAAUUGCGCUGCUUGUCCGAGGUUGGCCUCGGGCGAGCCGUGACCGCGUCUCCCGCCCGAGGAUGGCCUCGGGCGAGUGGUGAUUGCGUGUUCCCCCCGGGGUUGGCCUCAGGCGAGUCGUGACUGCGUCUCCUGCCCGAGAUUGGCCUCGGGCGAUUCGUGAAUGCAUCUCCUGCCCCGAGCGUUGGCCUUGGUCGAGUCGUGACUUAGGUCUCUCGUGCCUUGGUAAGGUUGGUCCCACUCGAGGGCUCGACCCCCUUGGGGCAUCUCAUUGAGUCCUUCCUUAUUCGAUCCUUUAUUGGCCCUUUGGUUGGUCUCGCCGACCAAAGAGGGGCCCGUGGCCACCCCGUCUGCCCGGUUACCGCAGGAGAAUGUGAGGUACGACCUUUAACAUGGGCACGAGCAAAUGACCUAUAUGCCGGUCACCUAGCUUGCGGCUCACCGGAAGCCUGCUCGGUCCACCCCUCGCUCUACGUGAGAAGUUGGAGGUGAGUUUUGUUUUUUUACCUGGUCGAUAUGAGGUAGUUACUGUGGCGGCGCGGUAAAAGAUGUGACCGUCAUGACAUCGUUCGACGUGGGUGGCUUUAUGGGACGCGAGAUAUGAGGUAGUUACUGUGACGGCGCGGUAAAAGAUGUGACCAUCAUGACAUCCUUCGACGUGGGUGGCUUUAUGGGACGCGAAACGACUCGUUCACCAUACCGUGCGCAGGUGGCGUGAUGGGGUCGGUGCAGCGACCACCUACUUCUCUUCUUCGAGACGCGCAACAGCGACGACAAGUCACUCUGGCUCGGGCCACAAACGGGAGGAAGCGAGGAGUUAGAGGAGGGAACACGGUGGAGAAUGGAAGUCGACGAGAAGGGGAAGGGAUGCCACCUGGGCAGUAGGGGCACGCGCCUCCCUCGGCGUGACGACGGAUGCCACAAUGGAUAGUGUCGCUCGACGAUGGGGAUGGCGUCGGCGUCACUAGGGCCGGGGCAGGCGUAGACGACCCGCUGUGUCUGCAGGGGUGAGGGGGAGGGGCUCUUCGUGACAGGCAUUAUGGGGGUGCGUGGCGGAUGAGGGCGGGCAGCAUGGAGAUCUAAGAGGUAGGAGAGUGGGAGAGACGAUCAUACGAACGUGGGGUGGACGAGACGAUCAUACGGUCAUGGUAACGUGGGGUGGACGAGACGAUCAUACGGUCAUGGUAGCGUGGGGGCGUAGUCAUGUAUCACCAGACAACCUCUAGGCCACAGCAGAGGCCAUCUACCCGACAACCUCACCAGAUCCACGCGGUCUUAUUACCUGACCUGCCUGUCUCGCCGAUCGCGAGUACACGACGCCGCGCCCGCGGAAUCCAUCUUCUCCAUCUCCAACUGUGCUACUGUAGGAGCUGCUGCAAUCGGGGAGAGAAACGCGACCAGUUUGCCGGCACCAACACGGCCUGCUGCCACAUCUCCGGCAUCUUCUUCCGUUGUUCUUUCAGGUGCGCCAAAUAACCCCUCCUCUUUUCUGACUGCUAGUCAGGGUUGGGGACUGAAAACUGUCGCUGUUAGUUGGGGUUGGGGACUCUUUCAGGUGCGCCAAAUAACAUCUCCGGCAAGGAUCGGUCCGGCCUACUUUCUUCUAGUUGCUAUGCUGCAGCAAGCAACUGGACGAUGAUGGCUUCCAGGCAGUCAGAGAACAAUGCACAAGAAGAAACAUCACCAUUGACGACUCCUAACGCCAACAUAGCCAGGAUCAUCCCUUCGCUGCCCCUCGAGACCAGGUGGCCACCGUUCCCUCUCCGACGGUACGCCAAUUUUUGGCUGCCUGAGGUAACAUUGAAGGAAGGCGUCCCCGGCGUUCAUUCCUGCUUCGAGCCGAGACCCACCGACGUGUUCCUCGCAAGCUUCCCCAAGUCUGGCACCACCUGGCUCAAGGCCCUCGCCUUCGCGACGCUGAAGCGUUCCACGCAUCCGCCGUUCGACGACGACCAUCCGCUGCGCCAUUGCAACCCUCAUGACUGUGUCAGGUUCCUCGAACUUGGUUUCAACCAGCAGAAGGAUGAGCUCGAGGCGCUCCCGUCCCCGCGUGUGCUGGCCACGCACCUCCCCUACUCCCUGCUGCCCGGCAGCAUCACCGGGGACGGAGAGCACUCGGGGUGCCGCAUCGUGUACGUCUGCCGGGAACCCAAGGACACGCUGGUCUCCUACUGGCUGUUCACGAGGAAGGCAGCGCCCGCUUGUGGGGUUGACGCCCGGUCGUUCACGAUCCAGGAGGCCUUGGAGCUGUUCUGUGAUGGCCGCUGUCCCGGCGGCCCACAGUGGAACCACGUCCUCCAGUACUGGAAGGAGAGCGUGAGGAGGCCUGACAGGGUGUUGUUCCUUCGUUACGAGGAGGUGCUGAUUGAGCCCGAGGCGCACGUCAGAAAGCUGGCCAAUUUCAUGGGCUGUGGAUUCUCCGAGGAGGAGGAGGAGCGCGGGGUGGUGAGCACCAUCGUGGAGCUGUGUAGCCUGGGCAAGCUGAGGGACAUGGAGGUCAACAGAAAUGGAAGCACUAGGCUUGGGACCAAGAACGAAAGCUUCUUCAGGAAGGGAGUUGCUGGGGACUGGAGCAACCAUAUGACGCCGGAGAUGGCGCAUAGCCUAGACAAGGUCGUUGAGGAUGCAUUGCAAGAGACUGGAUUCACCUUUUCGAGCACAACAUGAUGAGCCACUGCGCUCAUAUAGUAGUUGUGAACUGCAGAAUGUCAAGAUCAAUUCGUUUUAUCGGUAUUGCUGGUUGGAGAUCAUGGGAUCCCGGAGAUCAUACCAGCCAUGGUGAGCAUUCUUCUUUGGUGAUGAAGGGGAAAUUGAUUUGUGACUAUUCAUUUGUAUAACAUUUUUACAAACCAUAGUCUUUGGCACCUUGGCAUGCCAAAAUCAUACGCAUUACUAUGUAAGGUUCGUUUUAAAGCCAUGCAUUAUCACUGAUUAUAUUUGCCUUAAUAAAAUCAUCAUAAACCAUCGAUCA